UCCGGCUCAGGGCCCUCUGUCUCUGCAGUUGUCUUCCGGAAGAGAACAUCCAAGCAGGCAACUGUGUGAGGAAAAAACAAUGAAAGACCAGGAUUUAGAAAGCUGCAAAACUACAGGUCUUUCAGCACUAGCAGCUGCCACCUCACUGCCACCGCCAUCAGCAUCCAAUAACAUGAGCACUCCUGAUAUAUGUCAGUCUGCCCCAUUGGCCAGCCAAGAAGAAGGUGCAGCUGGUCAACCACCUACUAUUUGUGAUGUAUCUGAAGAGCUUAGUAGACAACUGGAGGAUAUACUAAACACAUAUUGCACUGAUGCAGAGCAAGAAGCAGUAGCUGAACCUGAUGAGACAGAUAGAGGUCCUCCAGAGUCUACCAGAAAUGGGGAGUCGGGGUUAGUAGUACCAGAAAUCAACGGUGUAAAAGAGGAGUUACGAGGUGCAGAAGAUAAUAAAAACAUCAAUGACACUGACCGGGAUCAGAAGCGUAUUCAAGACAAGAAGAAAGCAAAGGGGCUCGGAAAAGAGAUCACAUUAUUAAUGCAGACUCUGAACACACUCAGUACCCCAGAAGAAAAGCUGACUGCCUUGUGUAAGAAAUAUGCAGAGUUGUUGGAAGAGCAUAGGACAUCCCAAAAACAGAUGAGGAUUCUGCAGAAAAAGCAAACUCAACUUAUCCAGGAAAAGGAUCAGCUUCGUAAUGAGCACAGCAAGGCUAUUUUGGCUCGCAGUAAGCUGGAAAGCCUGUGUAGAGAGCUGCAGAGGCAUAAUCGCACCCUUAAGGAGGAAGGUGUACAGCGGGCGCGUGAGGAGGAAGAGAAACGCAAGGAGGUAACAUCCCACUUCCAAGUGACACUGAAUGACAUCCAGACACAGAUGGAGCAGCACAAUGAACGCAAUGCCAAACUGCGUCAAGAGAAUGUGGAACUGGCAGACAGACUGAAGAAACUGAUUGAACAAUAUGAGCUCAGAGAGGAGCGGAUUGAUAAAGUGUUCAAACACAAAGACCUGCAGCAGCAGUUGGUUGAUGCCAAGCUACAGCAAGCUCAGGAAAUGAUGAAGGAAGUUGAAGAGCGACAUCAGAGAGAAAAGGACUUUUUAUUGAAAGAAGCAGUGGAAUCUCAGCGUAUGUGUGAACUAAUGAAGCAACAGGAAACCCACCUUAAGCAACAGUUGGCACUAUACACAGAAAAAUUUGAGGAGUUUCAGAACACGCUAUCUAAGAGCAACGAAGUCUUUACAACCUUCAAACAAGAGAUGGAGAAGAUGACAAAGAAGAUCAAGAAAUUAGAGAAGGAAACAACUAUGUACCGAUCUAGAUGGGAGAGCAGUAACAAGGCUUUGCUAGUGAUGGCUGAAGAGAAAACUCUACGUGACAAGGAACAAGAAGCUUUGCAUGUCAAGAUCCAGAAAUUGGAAAAACUCUGUCGGGCUUUACAAACCGAGCGCAAUGACCUGAACAAAAAGGUCCAGGGUUUGAGUGGACCUCCUGCUCCUUUACCAGAAGCCCCACCAGGGGAGUGUGUUAUAUGUACACCCACACCUUCUGAAGAGAAUGUAGAACUGAGCAGCAGCGGGGUGUGUGGGCAUAAUAGUCUGCAGGCUCCAACACAAUCUUCUACUCUUGCCACUUCUGCUGCAGAAUGAUUCAGGCUGUGAUGAUUGCAUUCCUAUCUCCUUUUAUACAACCGCUUCCAUUUUAUACCCACCUCUACACCCUAAGAUAUGCACCCUAUGCUUGCAAGGUUAACAGUCUUGUUCCCACACAAGAGACAGCAGACAGUUCAGGCAGGGGUACACACAUGGAGGUGUAGUAACUAAUAAAAGUAAAAUGUGCCUGCAUCAUGUUACAGAUUGCUCUCCUAAAGUGUUAGGUAAGACAGAUAUGGCUUGGCUCUUUAUUAAAAGAAUAAUAUUUUUCCAAAGUAGCAGUGCUGCUUUUAAAAUUAAAGUCUGGUUUAUGUGAAAGCAUACAAUUUUAGCUUUCGAGAUUUGUUCUUUAAUACUGAUGCCUGCGUAAGAAUAGAAGGAUAUAGCACUUCCAAAACAGGGAAAAGGUACCUCCACGGUUUUGAAAAGCUAGUAGGCUACAUAGUUGUGUGACCAUACAUGUGCUUUCAAGAAAGCAAACCCAACUAAUUAAUUUAUUUUGCAUAUAUUGCCUUUUAAAAAAAUAAUUAGAACCCAUAAUUAUCUUACUAGCAAUAUAGCAUUUACCUACCUUUUUGGGUUAUUUGGAAGUUACUGUUUUUAAAAAUAGCCUUAGAUUUGUAAAGUGUUUACCUCUCCUUCUGAUGAUCCCAAGAAAAUAAGCAUUCGGUUGAUAUUUUAUGUGAAUUUGGGAUAUUUAUGCAUUUUUAAAGUGUAAUUUUAAUUGGCACUUUGGUGUAAAAAGUGAUUUACAAGACUGCACAAAUAAACCCUGGCUUCAGGUACCAGUUUAAAUUUGGUUAAGCCUGCAGUAAAGUCACAUAAAUUGUCAAAUCAAGCUUGCAGAAAGGUAAUUUAUUAUUGUAGUCCAGUUUAUAUGGUAUGCUGCGUCUGUACUUAUGGAGGAGGGGAAAAGGGAGAUAUCUAAUAAUGUGGAAUUGCCUAAUAUAAGUGCCACCAAAGAGAUUAGUCUUAAAUAAUUGCUGAUCCCUCCUCUCUGUCCUUCUUACUUUGAUUUACCUGUAAAUGUAAUCAUCUUUACACCAGUGUGCCAGUAUGCUAACCCUUUCAGGUACACUAUGAGAUCUGUUCUUCCCCUUUGCACACACUCUAAUGUAGCAGGAGUGGACAAGACCAAACUAAAACUACAGGGUGUAGGAGUAGAACCCAUUCCAUUUGUGUGCUCCUUUCCAUCACCUACAAUGCCUGGCUUAUUUCACAUUUGUAACCAAAUCGGUGCUUUUGUUCUUUGAGGCUUUAAACUGUGUGUUUAUCCUACCUCUCCUCAUUGGUGAGUAAUCACACUAUCUGAAUAUGAAGGGAUCCGCUAUUGUAUUUCAGUGGGAAUCAGUAAAGACUGUUUAAAAAAAUAAAAUAAAAAUAAUUAACAAUUGCAUAGUACACAAUGCAUUGCACAUUGCUCUUGUCUAUCUUGCCCCAUAAACACCAUGCAGAGCACUAUGCUGUAGGACUGAUCAGCAUGUAGGGAUUAGCCAAACAUUGUCAUACUCUUUCUAGUUGCUGACCGAUUAUAUUUGUUAUUUAGAGCUGAAUGUAAACUCCAGUUCUUCAUUCUUUUGUUCUGUAUAUUGGUAUACAAAUAGUGUACAAAUCAGUACAUCUAAUACCUGGUGCAUUUUGGCAGUAUCAUCUUCAGUACUGAUGUAUAUUGCAGUGUUAUUUCUGGGGGUCUAUUACAAAAUGCUGCUGUAAGUGCUCAUGCAGCACUUUGCUCUGUAUGGUGUGUGUACACUGCUCUGAAACAAAAUGCAUAUAUAGCCGCGUGUAUUUUUUUGUUUUUGUUUUUGUUUUAUCCUUGUUUCAAAGGAUUUUUACCCUGCAAUGAUUGUAUCUUAAACUCAUUUGGGUGAAUUUCAAAGCCCUUACCACUAUUUCAACAUUUAUGUUAUAUAAGCCAACAUUUCUUCAGUUAGUAAUAAAUAAAGCAGAAUUGGGUGUA
This is a messenger RNA of Pelobates fuscus (common spadefoot toad), 3605 nucleotides long. It is a transcript of the gene TXLNA, whose product is annotated as taxilin alpha. The record is from RefSeq and is a predicted model, not a curated record. The coding region runs from base 80 to 1642 and encodes 520 amino acids. NCBI's taxonomy places the organism in Eukaryota, Metazoa, Chordata, Amphibia, Anura, Pelobatidae. Gene Ontology annotation, molecular function: syntaxin binding. The transcript has 11 exons.